This is a messenger RNA of Salarias fasciatus (jewelled blenny), 5764 nucleotides long. It is a transcript of the gene znf687b, whose product is annotated as zinc finger protein 687b. The coding region runs from base 79 to 4428 and encodes 1449 amino acids. NCBI's taxonomy places the organism in Eukaryota, Metazoa, Chordata, Actinopteri, Blenniiformes, Blenniidae. The record is from RefSeq and is a predicted model, not a curated record. The transcript has 10 exons.
GUGACGGGAAGCGCAGCAUUUUCAGCUGAAAACGAGCUCGGAUAGUCGGGAAUCGCACAUCCAGGAGUUGAUCCCGGCAUGGGGGACAUGAAAACCCCAGAUUUCGAUGACCUGUUGGCAGCAUUCGAUAUUCCUGACAUAGAUGCCAAAGAGGCCAUCCAGUCGGCGCCAGAUGAGGCGGAGGGGCCUCACGGGGCGGCGGGUGCCCCCCUGGGGAAGCCGGACAGUGCGGUGGGCGUCGGGUCAUCUUUGAGACCGCCGAGCCCUUCAGACCCCCAGGGGGACACCUCCAUCGUGAGUGUGAUCGUGAAGAAUAAGGUUCGCCUUGAGGCCAUGGACGGCGCGGAGGGAGCCGCAGACCAGGUCCCCAUCGACGUGAUGGCGGGCGUCGACGUGGGCCCCAGACUCGGCGCCUGCGCUCCCGGCAUGGCCGAGGCGGAGGCUCUCAACCACAACGGCUUCGGAGCGUCCGGCGUCUCCACGCCUCUCCCGCUCGGCCAGGCCCAGUCCAACGGGGCGCCGUGGUCGCUCAACACCCCCAAAGUGUCUUCAGAAGCCGCGGGCGCCAGCUCGGCCAAGUCCCACAAGCAGGGCGGCAACAUUUUCAACAGACUGAAGCCGCUGGUGGCGCAGGGCUCCGGGGACCCGGUGGGCCGGGCCAGGAAGAUGCAGCUGCUGCAGCAGCAGCACCAGCAGCAGCAGGACACGGGCCAGGAGAGGGCCGACGGGGUCAAAGCGUCGCUGCCUUCGUCCUCCUCUCUGUCGGCGGGGGCGUCUCCUCUGACCGCCGCGGGCCCCGUCGGGCUGGCCUCGCCUUUCUUCCCCCCUUCCAAGCCGCUGCUGUCUGCUCCACCAUCGGCGCCAUCGUCACACCCACUGCACUCGUCUCAGCCUUUUAACGGAGCUCCCAAAAGCGGGCCUGCUGGGUUUCCGCCCCAGCAGAUGGAGGAGGACGACUCGGACCCUGACCUGGGGAGUCCCCUGGUGAUCCAGGAGACCCCGGACUCCCCCACGUGCACUCAGCUGAGCCGGCGAUACAAGUCCGACUCCGUCUCCGCGCAGCCCUCGUCCUCCUCCGCACCGCAGCCUAAACCCGGGGACACCCCGUCGGGGGCGGCUCUGACCUCGGCGACCCCCCAGUCCGGCUCAACGGAGAGCCCCCAGGUGGAGGACCGGCAUCCGGAGCACGUCAUCGAGGAGAGAGACUCGCCAGAGAGCCCCGAGCCGGAAAUGCCAAAAUCAACCGCACAGGUCGCAGCUAAGAGGUGCUCCAGCCCCGCCGUGGCGUCCACGCCGCCCCCCGCCGAGCUGCGGGAGCCCAAAGAGGAGGAGGAGGAGAUGGAGGUGGGGAAUGGGAUCGACAGGAUUGUGGAUAACAAGGCGGACAAAGCAGAAACUGUGAGAACCGGCGAGGAGAGCAUGGAGGUGGGUGACGGCAAACCCAGACCGCCAUCGUCCUCCGAUGUGGGAGAAGCCGGCGUGGCUGCGCCCGCCGCCUCGGGAGCUCCGUCCCGACCGCUCAAAGUCAGGAUCAAAACAAUCAAAACGUCGACAGGCGGAAUCACCAGGACUGUCACCAGAGUAGCGCCGAAGGGCGCGGCGGCGGGGAAAGGCCUGGACAAGGGUGAAGCCGGCGAGCGGAAAGUCCUGGGGGGGAAAGGCCAGAAGCUGGAGGCUUCCUCCGCCCACGUGACGUCUGCGUCCCAGAAAGUGAGCGCUCUCAACGCCCUGCCCGUGUCCACGCUGGCAGCCAGCAGCGUCAUGCUCGCCGCCGCCACCAAGGUGCAAAAUAAGAUGGCCGCGUCAGACAAGGCCAAGGUUUCGGCCACCGCCGUCAGCAUCACGAAGUCCGCCGCUCUGCCCGUGACCCCCGCCGUCACCUCCUCCCCAAAGUUCUCCGUCGCCGCCGGCGGGAUCAGCGUGCGCUCGGCCACCAACAAAACCGCCAACGGGGGCGGCGCCGCCGCCGCCAUCAUCAGCAGCGCGCUGCAGCCCAACAAGCCCGCCUCCAUCGUCAACAGCACCGGCGCCGUCAUCUCCCGCAGCCAGUCCAGCCUGGUGGAGGCCUUCAACAAGAUCCUCAACAGCAAGAACCUCCUGCCCAGCUACAAACCCGACCUCUCCGCCCCGCCGCCGCCCGAGUGGGGCCUCCCGCUGCCCGCCACCGGCUACCGCUGCCUGGAGUGCGGCGACGCCUUCGCCCUGGAGCGCUCGCUGGCGCGGCACUACGACCGGCGGUCGCUGCGCAUCGAGGUGACCUGCAACCACUGUGCGAAGAGGCUGGCCUUCUUCAACAAGUGCAGCCUGCUGCUGCACGCCCGCGAGCACAAGGAGCGCGGCCUGGUCAUGCAGUGCUCCCACCUGGUCAUGAGGCCGGUCACCGUGGAGCAGAUGAUCGGCCAGCAGGACAUCACGCCCAUCGGUGGCCUGAUCUGCUCUUCGUCCUCCUCUCCUCCAGUCUCCUCUCCCUCAGCCACGCCCGGCGCCCCGUCCGUCUCCGCCGGCUCCAGCCCGCUGAAGGACUCGUCCUCGCCGGCAGCGGCGGCGGCGCAGCCGCGGCCGGUGCGGCGCGCCCUUCAGGGCCCCCAGGCGCUGAUGCCGCUGCCCUGCAAGAAGGCCGAGGGGCUGCAGUACAACAACUUCAAGUGUCCGGAGUGCCAGACGCAGUUCUCCGGCAAAGCCGAGCUGGUCACACACUUCCAGCAGAUCAGAGCUGCUCCCAACUCAGUGAGUUUUGGAGACGAGCGGACAACGUGCAUGCAGUGCUCGCCUCCCAUGAUGCUCCCCAACUCGUGCGCCGUGUCCGCCCACCAGAGGAUCCACAAGCACAGAGCGCCUCACGUCUGUCCCGAGUGCGGCGGGACGGCGCGGCAGGCCAGCUUCCAGACGCACCUGGAGGAGGCCUGUCUGCACUUCGCCCGGCGCAUCGGCUACAGGUGUUCCAGCUGCCAGGUGGUGUUCGGAGGCCUGAACUCCAUCAAGUCCCACAUUCAGACUGCUCACUGCGAGGUCUUCCAUAAGUGCCCCAGCUGCCCCAUGGCCUUCAAGUCUUCCCCCAGCGCCCAGAGCCACAUCAGCACCCAGCACCCCACGCUGACCGGAGGACAGGCCAAGAUGAUCUACAAAUGUGUGAUGUGCGACACGGUUUUCACCCAGAAACCUUUGCUGUACAUGCACUUCGACACUCAUUUAGCCAAACAGAAAGUGCACGUGUUCAAGUGCCCUGACUGCACCAAGCUCUACGCCCAGAAAGGCUCCAUGAUGGAGCACAUCAAGACGGCCCACCGAGGCCCUUCAGCCAAGCAGGAGUCGCAGUCCGACGCCUCCAAUCCCGCCUCGGCCCCCGCCGGCCUGUCCGGACCCCCCGGCCAGAAGUCCAAGUCCUCCGGGAAGCCCGACAACUCGGACGGCGAGGACUGGGGGCGGGAGCAGGAGGAGGAGGAGGAAGAGGAGGAGGAGGAGGACGACGACGACGACGCGGACGCGGACUACGAGGCCCCGGGGGGCCACUCCAGCUCGGCCGCCCCCAGCGCCCCCACCGAGUGGACCUGCCCGCAGUGCCAGAGCACCUUCACCGACAACGACGACUACCUGAGCCACGUGAAGAUGGAGCACGGCAAGUUCCCCUGCCGUAUCUGUGGAGGCACGUUCAGCACAUCCUCCAGCCUCCGGCGCCACGAGCGCGUCAUCCACGAGGGCAACAAGCGAGUCUUCCAUUGCCAAUAUUGCACAGAAGGAAAACGCACCUUUGGCAGCCGCUUCUUACUGGACAAACACAUCCGGCUCCAUCACAGGUCCACAGACGGACAGGGCCCCCCCAUGACCAGGAAGCGAGCGGCCACGGGCGGCGAGGGGCCGGGGAGCUCCUCGGAGCAGGACGGGGAGGCGGGCCCCCCGGCGGGGCGGGCGGGGGACGAGGAGGAGAACUCCACGGAGGACGGCGCCGGCGCCGGCGCCGGCCCCAGCCCCGCCAAGAGGACCCGGGGGUCGGCGGCCCCCGCGCCGCCGGGCGCCGAGCCGGAGGAGGAAGACAGCGUGUUCCGCUGCGUGCCGUGCGGCUUCACCACCGAGGACGGCGCCGAGUUCCAGCGCCACAUCCCCCAGCACCGGGGCGACACCGCCUCCUUCCAGUGCCUGCAGUGCGGCGUCUGCUUCGCCUCGGCCGGCUCGCUGGGCCGGCACCGCUUCAUCACCCACCGGGUGCGGGACCCGCAGGGCGACGGCGAGCGCGGCGCCCCGCGCGCCCACGGCUCCCCGGACGGCUCCCCCGCCGGCUCCCCGCCGCCGGCGCCGGGCGAGGACGCCGACGGCAACCUGAGCUGCAAGGUGUGCGGCCGGCGCUUCGACAAGGCGUCGGACCUCAACACCCACUUCAGGACCCACGGCAUGGCCUUCCUCACCGCGCACAAGACGGACAAGCCCCAGUAGAGGGGGGGGCGGCGGCGCGAGGCCGAACGGACCGUGGAGGAGGAGGAGAGAGAGAGAGAGGCUGUAGAAUAUGAAUGUUGAUGAAACAGAGCUGCUCCUGUGCAGCCUACCCCCCCCCCCCCCCGCCCCCCCCGGCUGCCACAGACAGCUCCCCUCUUCUGUGCGAUUGUAUCUGCAUGUUCGAUUAGACUCCCGCGUGGAAAAAGCAUUUCAAUAUCCGCCAUACUGUGUCCCAAACACGGCGUCCUUUUUUCCCCAUUUCCACCCCCCUCACUCUGCACUGACUGUAGCCACCUGCCUGUUUCUCUGUGUAACACACACACACACACACACACACCUCCCACUGUACCCCCGACAGCUGUGUUUUCUACGUCGCGUCUUUAUCAGUCCACGCUUGUUUUUAAGUUUUCAGGCUUCAGGUCACUUUAUACAAACGGAAAAAAAGAAAAAAGAAAAAAAAAAAAAAGACGUCCAAUGGAAACGUGCAGAAGCAUGAAGGAAGAGAAACCUGCGGCCCGGAGACUCCCACACUGACUUUUACGUUGCUAAUCUAUUUAUUUAUACAGAAACACACGACUGCUGUUGGUCUCUGUGCGAGUCGGUCGCGUGGAAUCUCUCUAGACUUUAGUGCAAUUCAGAGACGCGCGGCGAAGGCCUCGGAAGGCGCCGUGAAUCAGUUGUGAUGUUGUUAAUCGUUCAGCUAGAAGAAGAAGAGAGAUCGAGGCUUCCCGCCCGUAGUUUUACGUGUUUGACCUUUUGCCCUGUAAAUACAUGUAAUGACACUAAACGAAAGCGUUCUGGUUUUAGUAACUUGCUAUGAUAAUGUGAAUAACGUAUAGUAUUUGUACUUGUACUGUCCCCUUUUUUUCCAAAAACGAUUUGAAGUUUAAAAAGAAUAUUAAUAAUUAAAAAAAAAAAAAAGAGUCCCCCCCCCCCCACCACCACACGGAGUCAGCUCCACGUUGUAAUUACAGAGCGGAGGGAGAGGCGGAGGGGGUCGUGUCGUCUUAAUGUGUAUGAAAACAAACGUUUAUCUCUUUGAGACGGUUCUUUUUUUAUGGACAGACUCAGUGCUUGCUGUACUCACAUUUCUCUCGUAUGUUUAAAAAAAAAAACGAAAAACAAAAAACGGCCUCGGCGGUCACGCGACGGAGGCCUCUGAGUGGACGUUAUCUUUUAUUUUUAUUUUUUGGGUUUGUAUCUUUUAUAUGUCAUAUCAUAUUUAUAUAGCUCAGUAGUGGAAACUUCAUGUCAUUUUCUUUUCCAUGGUUGUGGUCUGCUUGCUGAAAUGCCAUACACUUUUUGUGCUGUUUGGAAAUAAAUGUUGAAAAACAGA